This is a messenger RNA of Cygnus olor (mute swan), 1239 nucleotides long. It is a transcript of the gene TRUB1, whose product is annotated as TruB pseudouridine synthase family member 1. The coding region runs from base 46 to 909 and encodes 287 amino acids. Gene Ontology annotation, biological process: tRNA modification; mRNA pseudouridine synthesis. The transcript has 8 exons. The record is from RefSeq and is a predicted model, not a curated record. Gene Ontology annotation, molecular function: pseudouridine synthase activity; RNA binding. Lineage: Eukaryota; Metazoa; Chordata; Aves; Anseriformes; Anatidae. Gene Ontology annotation, cellular component: mitochondrion.
CCGGCGGGGCGGAGGCCGGGCGGGCGGCGAGGCCGUGCUCGGAGCAUGGCCGGCAGGGAGGCGGGCGGCGGCGUGGCGGGCAGGGCGGCCCAGAAGCUCUUCUCCCUGAGCGGGCUUUUUGCCGUCUACAAGCCCAAGGGGCCCACCUCGGCCGCCGUGCUCAACCUCCUGAAGGAGAGGCUACUGGCAGAAGCUGGUGUGCAAACGAAUGGUAACAAAAGAAAAAGUCAGGUCUUGAAAAUUGGACAUGGUGGAACUUUGGACAGUGCAGCGACAGGAGUUCUGGUGGUUGGCAUUGGAAAGGGAACAAAACUGCUGAAAACUAUGUUGGCUGGUUCCAAGAAGUACACUGCUAUUGGACUACUGGGCAAAGCUACUGAUACGUUGGAUGCUACAGGAAAAAUAACUGAAGAAAAACCUUACGACCAGGUAACAAAAAGAGAUCUUGAAAAUGUGCUGCGGAAGUUCACAGGGGACAUAAUGCAGGUUCCUCCGCUCUAUUCUGCUUUGAAGAAGGAUGGAGAAAGGCUAUCAACUCUGGUGAAGAGAGGAGAAGCAGUUGAAGCAAAGCCAGCUCGGCCAGUAAGAGUGUACAGCCUCUCUCUCCAACAGUUCCAGCCACCACUGUUCACACUGGAUGUUGAAUGCGGCGGUGGCUUUUAUGUCAGGAGCCUGGUCAGCGACAUUGGCAAAGAACUCUCUACCUGUGCCAGCAUGCAAGAGCUGACCCGAACCAAACACGGGCCAUUUACCCUAGAGGAGCAUGCACUUCAUGAAGACAAAUGGACAAUUGAUGAAAUUGCGCGAUCUUUAGAGCAUUGCAUGUCUCUUCUCCCAGGAGAACCAUCUCAUAAAAAAUUUAAGACAGAGCAUCCUGGAGAAACUGCUGUGAGCUGUGAAGAUAAGUGAUAAGUUAGGUCAAGGAAAAAGACUGAAUGAUUGAGACAUUUUAAGAUUGGAUUGGGAUUGUCUUGCCUUUUGUGUAAAUUUACAGGUCUGUAUUGGGACAAACUGCAGUGCAAGAAAAAUGGUUCUUUUGUUUUCUGGGGCUAGAACGUUCACUGAAAAUAUUCAGUGCUUGCUGUUUUCUGAUCUGUUUAUUUCCCUUGUAACAUGCUGUAAAUUGGUCUGCCACUGAUGUCAAGUCUUCAUAAACUUUUAAAGAACCUAUGGGGUGUAAUAUAGCGGUUGUUAAUAAUUCCUCAAUAAAAAAAAUGUAUGUCCUUAGGAUUUGCUAAA